Babjeviella inositovora NRRL Y-12698 is the source of this 3000-nucleotide messenger RNA. It is a transcript of the gene HSP104, whose product is annotated as chaperone ATPase. Bases 249 to 2948 code for a protein of 899 amino acids. Gene Ontology annotation, cellular component: cytoplasm; cytosol. The transcript has a single exon. Lineage: Eukaryota; Fungi; Ascomycota; Pichiomycetes; Serinales. The record is from RefSeq and is a predicted model, not a curated record. Gene Ontology annotation, biological process: regulation of DNA-templated transcription; cellular response to heat. Gene Ontology annotation, molecular function: ATP hydrolysis activity; transcription factor binding; ATP binding.
CUUUAUCUGCCCUCUGUAUAGUCGCAAGCCUGCUGUCUGGACCGUAGCCUAACUCUGUCACGUGCCACCUCACGCCACUUUCUAGAACCAUCUCCGAGCUGCGAGGUGCUCCUGGAUGCCCCUCAACCCAGGUCGCAAUCGUUCACCAUGCAGGACGCAUAUGCAAUUUUCACUUAUAUAAGGACCCGUCCCCUACCUCCCCCUUUCUCUUUCCUCACUUGCACAAAUUACGAUUACACACAUACAUAAUGGAUGAAUCACAAUUUACAGAUCACGCCUUGGCGAUUGUUACCGAGGCGCAGAAGCUCGCACAGGAACAUGCGCACGCGCAGUUAACGCCGCUCCACUUUCUUGCGGCGAUGGUGCCUACCGCAGCGGACGAACCGUCAUACCUCCAAACGCUCGUGGAAAAGGCACGUGGCAGCUGGCCGGACCUCCAGAAAGCGGUGAACCGGCAUUUGGUGCGGAUUCCGUCACAGAGUCCAGCUCCGUCGGAGGUGCGCCCGUCACAUGCCGCGGGCCAGAUUCUCACCUCUGCGGUGAAAAUCAAGUCCCAACAAAAGGACUCGUUUGUGGCGCAGGACCACAUCUUUUUGGCGCUUCUUGAAGAUGCCUCCAUCAAGGCUGUCCUUAAGGACGCGCAGCUCAAUCCAGAAACACUCAAGGGCCAGGCGUUGGAAUUGCGGGGCAAUCAGCGCAUCGACUCGCGCCAGGCAGACUCUUCGCAGAAGGCGGAGUUCUUGGCCAAAUACGCGAUGGAUAUGACGGAGCAGGCUCGCAUGGGUAAGAUUGAUCCUGUGAUUGGGCGUGAGGAGGAGAUCCGGCGCGCGAUCCGCGUGUUGGCGCGGCGCACGAAGUCUAAUCCCGUGCUCAUCGGGGAUCCCGGUGUGGGUAAGACCUCGAUUGUUGAAGGAGUGGCCCAGCGGAUCAUUGACGGGGACGUUCCCAAUGUUCUUGCGGGAUGCAGGCUCUUCUCGCUUGAUCUCGGGGCGCUCAAAGCCGGGGCCAAGUACCAGGGUGAGUUUGAGGAGCGCGUAAAGGGUGUGUUGAACGAUAUUGAGCAGUCCAAGUCGAUGAUUAUCCUUUUCAUCGACGAGAUCCACAUGUUGAUGGGCGAUGGUAAGUCCGAUGCCGCAAACUUGCUCAAGCCAAUGCUCGCCCGAGGGUCGCUCCACUGUAUCGGCGCAACCACCGUGACUGAAUACCGCAAGCAUGUCGAGAAGGACGCCGCGUUCGAGCGUCGGUUCCAGAAAAUUGACGUGAGAGAGCCAACCAUCAGAGAGACGGUAGCCAUUUUAAGAGGUUUACAGCCAAAGUACGAGAUCCACCAUGGGGUGCGUAUCCUCGACUCCGCGCUCGUGACUGCGGCGCAGCUUGCGUCGCGCUAUUUAACCACCAGAAAGUUGCCUGAUUCCGCCGUUGACUUGAUCGACGAGGCUGCGGCCGCGGUGGCUGUUGCACGCGACUCCAAGCCAGAAGAGCUCGACUCCCUUGAGAGACAGGCUCAGCUUUUGAACGUGGAGAUUAAGGCGCUUGAAAGAGACGCUGACGCAGAUUCCUCGACCAAGGAGCGCUUGGACCAGGCUCGCCGCCGUGUUGCGAGCUUGGAGGAGGAACUCCGUCCGUUGCGCGAACGCUUUGCGCAGGAGACCAAGGGCCACGAGGAGCUCACGGCGUUGAAGCGGAAGUUGGACGAGUUGGAAAUCAAGGCGCAGGACGCGGAGAGGCGCAACGACACGCUGACGGCUGCCGAUUUACGCUACUUCGCGAUCCCAGAAUUGAAGGAACAUAUCGCACGCUGCGAGGCACAGGUCGCGGCGGAGGAUGCAGACGUCUCCGGUGAUAAAAUGGUACAGAAUGUCGUAGGUGCCGACCAGAUUGCAGAAACCGCUGCUCGUCUCACGGGGAUCCCUGUUUCCAAGCUCACCCAGGCUGAAAACGCCAAGUUGAUCACGAUGGAACGCGAGCUUUCCUCCGCGGUAGUCGGGCAGAGCGAGGCCGUGCGUGCGGUGUCCAAUGCCAUCAGACUCUCCCGUUCCGGUCUUUCAAACCCGAACCAGCCGUCGUCGUUCUUGUUCCUCGGCUUGUCGGGGUCCGGUAAGACGGAGCUUGCGAAGAAGGUGGCCGAUUUCCUCUUUGCGGACGAAAAAGCGAUCAUCCGGAUCGACUGUUCUGAGCUCAGCGACAAGGCGUCCGCGUCAAAGUUGUUGGGUGCUGCACCGGGCUACAUUGGUUAUGAGGAAGGUGGGAUCUUGACCGAGGCCUUGUUGCGCAAGCCAUACUCGGUAGUGCUCUUUGACGAGGUGGAAAAGGCUGCGCCAGAGGUGCUCACCGUUUUGCUCCAGAUCUUGGACGACGGGAGAGUCACUUCUUCCGCGGGUAAGUUGGUCAACUGCUCAAACUCCAUCUUCAUCAUGACGUCGAACUUGGGUGCGCAGUACAUCAACGCCGCGUCGGGCGCGAAGGUCUCGGACGAGACCAAGGAGCAAGUCAUGACCGCGGUGCGUGCACACUUCCGCCCAGAGUUCCUCAACCGAAUCUCCGCCACCGUUGUCUUCAACCGCUUGUCGCGUAAGGCCAUCGCCAAGAUUGUGCUCAUUCGCUUGCAGGAGAUUCAGCGCCGUUUCGAGGCGAAUGGCAAGACCAUUGCCUUGGAUAUGACUCCGGAAGCAUUGGAGUACUUGUGUCGCAACGGGUACUCUUCCGAUUUGGGUGCGCGGCCACUCAACCGUUUGAUUCAGAACGAGGUGUUGAACCGUUUGGCGGUGCUUGUGUUACGCGGUCAGAUCCGCGACAAGGAGACCGCGCGCGUAGUGCUUGGUGAGAAGGGCUUGGAGGUGAUGCCAAACCACGAGCUUGCCGAUGAGGAUAUGGAUGUGGAUGUGGAUAACUGGUCUGAUGGGGCGGACGAUGAUGAUGUGUUUUCCGAUACCCCUGACAUGGACUAAGUGUGUAGUUUAUCUUUUAAUAUUUAAGUUUGAAAAUGGCACUGUAGAGAUU